This is a messenger RNA of Mizuhopecten yessoensis (Yesso scallop), 1195 nucleotides long. RefSeq lists its product as uncharacterized. The record is from RefSeq and is a predicted model, not a curated record. Bases 1 to 1188 code for a protein of 395 amino acids. The transcript is spliced from 4 exons. Lineage: Eukaryota; Metazoa; Mollusca; Bivalvia; Pectinida; Pectinidae.
AUGGCUCCAAAAAGCCGUGAAUUAACCCCAGCCGUUAAAGAAGACAUUGUAAAGUUGUCUAACAGUGAUGUUUCGGCUCGAAAAAAUGCAGGGUUGUUAGAACUUAAAGCAAGAACCGCAGAGCUACAGACCCUACAGAUCACUGUUCAGGCUCAAACUAGUGAGCUACAGACCCUACAGAUCACUGUUCAGGCUCAAACUAGUGAGCUACAGACCCUACAGAUCACUGUUCAGACACAGACUAGUGAGCUACAGACCCUACAGACCACUGUUCAGACACAGACUAGUGAGCUACAGACUCUACAGACCACUGUUCAGGCUCAAACUAGUGAGCUACAGACCCUACAGAUCACUGUUCAGACACAGACUAGUGAGUUACAGACUCUACAGACCACUGUUCAGGCUCAAACUAGUGAGCUACAGACUCUACAGACCACUGUUCAGGCUCAAACUAGUGAGCUACAGACUCUACAGACCACUGUUCAGACACAGACUAGUGAACUUCAUACCCUACGGGCAACAGUUCAGACGCAGAACGCUAAGUUGCAGAACCAGAAUGCUGAACUACAGACACAGAAUGGAAAAAUAUCUUCACUGGAACAACGACUCUAUCAGGCCAGUCAAGAUAAAGGGGGAGCCACGUUUAUUCGCUGGGGAAGGAUCGACUGUCCUGCAAACUUAACAGACCUUGUUUAUUCCGGAUAUGCAGGCGGCACCUGGUAUGCUCACACUGGUGCGGCGGCAAACCAUGUUUGUUUACCACGGGAUCCGGUGUGGGGACCAUACAAGAAUAUGCAUAAUACUGACUAUACUGCAUUAAUGUACGGCGCGGAAUACAAUGCUGAUAAUACGGCAACACCAUUUGGACUGAAUUCACACGAUGAAGAGGUUCCCUGUGCGGUUUGUAGAUACACGUCCUUUGUUUCCUCCGUGAUGAUUCCGGCGAGAACGACAUGCUACAGCGGCUGGACGAAGGCGUACAGUGGGUCACUUGCGGCAGGGUACUUUAUACAAACAGCUGCUUCCGAGUACGUGUGUGUAGACGAGCAUGCCCAGCUAUUGGAUCGAGGGGCUGACACCAAUGAUGAUGGUACGUUAUUUCUUGCGGUUAAGGCGCAGUGUGGUUCCCUUCGAUGUCCUCCGUACGAGCAGGAUAAAUAUCUCUCUUGUGUUGUUUGUAUGAAAUAAAAUCAAA